Messenger RNA from Rhipicephalus microplus (southern cattle tick), 1863 nucleotides. RefSeq lists its product as uncharacterized. Gene Ontology annotation, molecular function: sequence-specific DNA binding. NCBI's taxonomy places the organism in Eukaryota, Metazoa, Arthropoda, Arachnida, Ixodida, Ixodidae. The record is from RefSeq and is a predicted model, not a curated record.
GUGGUAGCCCGUAGCUUUGCGGCAGAGCCGUAAGUUGUCCGAGUCUCCGACAGGUGGCGGCAGCCGUGACAAUUAUUUCACUCUGUCGUUGAACGAGACCACGCGGCCACGCCGUGCGCGCUGUUCCGUGUUGCAGUUACCGCUUCCGCCGAAUUUAUUUUGUUGACGAAUGUAUCCUGAGACAUGGGGCGGUGUUGUGUACCCAACUGUCGAGGGAACUAUGACAAUGGUCCGAAAGUCCGCUUGUUUUCUUUUCCGAGAGACGCUAAGCGAAGAGCGGAAUGGCAGCGGGCUGUGCGACGGAGCGACGUCGACGUGAGGCUGUUGAAGGACCCCAAGGUUUGCGAGCGUCACUUCAAGUCGGAACACCUGCGCACAACGUCAACGUAUACGGACUGCGAUGGACGAACCAUUGAAGCUCCUAUGAAGUUGACACGGCUGACUCCAGACGCCUUCCCAGCCAUUUUUCCAGACUGCCCUUCGUAUAUCUCGGAUUCGCGCACGUCGCGAGAAGAGCCUGAACUGAAAAGGAAGCGGACUGAAAAUGAGCUACUCCAGAAAGCCAUACACGAGUCCCAAGCAGCGUUUGAAAAAGAAGAAAAACAGUACAAAGUUUGUAAUCUGGGUGAACUGAUUUCUCGGGUUAACGAGCGUCCAAAUAAGAAGUUUUGGUGUACAACAGCCUGCGAGACGUGCCUCAUCGUCGCCCACAUCGAACCGGCAUUGCAAGCUCCGGAGAUGCUUGUAUCUGUGGUGGUUACAGAGGAUCUGUCCGUUUCCGUGUAUUUUAAGUGCGCUCCGUUGGUGUCGGAUGAUGUGUGCAUUCCUGGCGAAGUCCGUGAUGUCCGUGUGCUAGACAACCUUCUAGAAAGCGUGGAGCGAUAUUGUGAAAAGAAGGCCCGUCAACAGGAGGACAAGGUGGGAGGAGUGCUUAGGCUUGUUUUAUCCUUGCUGGAUGACAUUUGUGAUGAUGAGCUGCAUGAUGAUGAGAGGGCUGACGCACUAAUCUUCCUGAAGGAGCAGUGCAAGCUGCUGACAAAGAAGAGUAAUGGCGUGCGGUAUUCUGCAGAGCUUUUAGUUUUUAGCAGUAUAUUGCACACAAUUUCUCCACAUGCUUACAAGUUUUUUCGCCACAGCAACAAGCUUGUCUUGCCGCAUGACACUACCAUCAAGCGAGUUUGUGCUGCACAUGAUGUGAGCCCAUCGAAAGAGCAGUGCGAAGAAGGUUUUCUGAGGUACAUUAAGCGCAGAGCAACCAUUCUGAAGCCUCAUGAAAAAAAUGUGACUGUCAUGCUUGAUGAAAUACACCUGCAACAGUUUUUUGAAUAUAAAGGUGGCUGCCUAACAGGGUUUGCUGCGCAUUGUGCGGAACCAGCAAAGACAGCGCACGUGUUCAUGGUACAGUCUUUGCUUUCAUCUUAUAAAGAUGUUGCUCAUAUCCUUCCGGUAACUCGUAUCACAGCAACGGAGCUGCAUGAUGUUCUAAAGACACUAAUCCUGAGGCGAAAGUGCUGGUCUGCAUGUUGUUGCGGUCGUAACAGACAACAAUGCCAUAAACAGGAAAAUGAUGUCUCUGUUUAGCGAGCAAAAUGAGCCAGGGAUUGUUUUUCCUCAUCCUGCCAACCCGCAGCAGCCAUUGUUUCAUGUUGUGGACACUGUUCACUUGCUCAAGUGUAUACGCAACAAUUGGCUCAAUCAGAAGGAUGAUGACAAGUCGUUUUUGUAUCCUCCUUUUGAAAGCUGUGGAAGUGGUGAGGACCAAAAAGCUUCGUUUACUUUUUUGAGGAAGCUGUACCAGAGUGAACAAAGCAAGCUUGCAAAGGUUGCCUAUGGUCUGAGCUAUAAAGCACUUUAUCCAAGCCA